Pisolithus orientalis is the source of this 870-nucleotide messenger RNA. RefSeq lists its product as uncharacterized. The coding region runs from base 1 to 870 and encodes 289 amino acids. The record is from RefSeq and is a predicted model, not a curated record. Lineage: Eukaryota; Fungi; Basidiomycota; Agaricomycetes; Boletales; Pisolithaceae. The transcript has 7 exons.
AUGUGGAAAGCUUGCUGUACAGACAAGGAAAUUUUGCAGGAGGUGCACAAGCAUAUUGACACUAACCAGUAUGGCAUCAGGCUAACAAAGCUGAGAGCAAUCUGCAUGAGACUUGGCUUGUAUGGCACAUGUCAGCAAGACCACUUGCCAGAAUCUAUCCAGGAGGCUAUGAUGAUCAGCCUACUUUUUCACAAAAAGCAGAUGAGUGUUAUUCAUGAUUGCUUUCUUACAUAUGAACCUGAACUCAUUCAGCAGUGCAAGACUUGCUGCCUGAGACAUUGUUAUUUCUGGGCUGCUGGUGUUAAUGAUAUUUGGGCUGUGGACCAACACAACAAGUGGCUUCACUUUGGACUUGUGCUACAUACUGCUGUUGAACCAUUUUCUGGGAAAAUAUUAUGGAUCUGUGUCUGGCACUCAAACCAUAACCCACAGCUGAUCUUAACAUAUUUCCUAGAUGAUGUCAAAGAACCCAGCCAUAAUGAUCCUGGCACUGAAAAUUUUGGCAUUGCAAAUGCUCAGUCCAUGCUUCAACAGUGGCAUGAUGCAAAGCUCAUCAGCACACUUCAACACAGAUGGAUGCUACACAAGAAAAAUAUUACACCUGAAAUCAUGUGGUUGCAGCUUCAGCAUCAGUUUACCCCCAGAUUUGAGGUUAUUUUAGAACAGGGUCUCAUCUUUCAUUGGCUAUUCAUCCCAUGGCUUCAAGAAGAAUUGCUGGCCUGCAAGGACCAUGUAAAUAAUACAGCAAAACAUCACAACCAUAACAAGGUUAUGCUGCAUGGCAUUCCAAAUCUUAUUUACAAGUCUGCAGGUGACUAUGGUGCAAUAGAUUUCAAGGUGAGUGUCAAACUUCAUCUUCUUCAUAUUUGA